AUGGCGUUCCCAGGCGCAUUCGGCGGACCGGGGAUGAGCGGCGGAGCAGGAGGAAACGCAGGCUUGAGCGAGCAGGAGCAGCAGAUGGUGAAGAUGAUGGCCUACGACACUCCCUUAUCGCCUCAGGGCCAGCAAAUAACCAACCUCCCGGUCCGCGAACAACUCCGCCGAGGCCUCAAAGACAUGGGUUCGAAAUCAUACUCGUCGGCCAAGAACUUCGCCCUCAUCGGUGCGCUUUACAGUGGCACAGAGUGCUGCAUAGAAGGCUUCCGGGCCAAGAGCGAUCUCUCGAACAGCGUCUCUGCCGGCUGCAUAACGGGCGGGAUAUUGGCGCACAAGGCAGGGCCCCAGGCUGCUGUGCUCGGGUGUGCUGGUUUCGCAGCUUUCAGUGCGGCCAUCGAUGCGUACAUGCGCAUGCCGGAGAGCGACUGA
Messenger RNA from Fonsecaea nubica, 432 nucleotides. RefSeq lists its product as hypothetical. Bases 1 to 432 code for a protein of 143 amino acids. The transcript has 2 exons. Gene Ontology annotation, molecular function: transmembrane protein transporter activity. Gene Ontology annotation, cellular component: TIM22 mitochondrial import inner membrane insertion complex. Gene Ontology annotation, biological process: protein insertion into mitochondrial inner membrane. Lineage: Eukaryota; Fungi; Ascomycota; Eurotiomycetes; Chaetothyriales; Herpotrichiellaceae. The record is from RefSeq and is a predicted model, not a curated record.